AUGUUAUCUAUCUGUUCCAGACUGUUUCUAUCUAUCUAUCUAUCUAUCUAUCUAUCUAUCUAUCUAUCUAUCUAUCUAUCUAUGUAUGUAUGUAUCCCAGCCCAUCCAUAUAUUUCUCUCUCUGCCACUAUCUAUCUAUCUAUCUAUCUCAGCCCAUUCGUAUAUUUCUGUCUUUCCCGCUAUCUAUCUAUCUAUCUAUCUAUCUAUCCCAUCCCAUUCAUAUAUUUCUCUCUCUGCCACUAUCUAUCUAUCUAUCUAUCUAUCUAUCUAUCUCAGUCCAUUCAUAUAUUUCUCUCUCUCCCGUUAUCUAUCUAUCUAUCUAUCUAUCUAUCUAUCUAUCAAUCUAUCUAUGUCUCAGUCUCUCUCUCUCUCUGUCUCUUGCUUGCUCUGACGCUUGAACACCUUCGCCUGUCACUUUUUUUCAUUGCUGUUAAUGAAACAUUUUCUGUCAAACUUACUUCUCACCACCAUCGUUUUUCUUUCUUUCUUUCUUUCUUUCUUUCUUUAGGGCUUGUAUUCAGCAAUAAUCUAUCUAUCUAUCUAUCUAUCUAUCUAUCUAUCUAUCUAUCUAUCUGUUGUGUCAAGUUUCAACACUAUCUCAAACUGUUCAUAUCUAUCUAUCUAUCCAUCUAUCUUUCUAUCUAUUUCAAACUGUUCAUAUCUAUCACAAUUUUUUCGUAUCGAUCUAUCUCAAACUGUUCAUAUCUAUCUAUCUAUCUAUCUAUCUAUCUAUCACAAUCUCUUUGUAUCUAUCUAUCUAUCUAUCUAUCUAUCUAUCUAUCUCAAUCUGUUCAUAUCUAUCUAUCCAUCUAUCUUUCUAUCUAUCUCAAACUGUUCAUAUCUAUCACAAUUUCUUCGUAUCGAUCUAUCUAUUUCAAACUGUUCAUAUCUAUCUAUCUAUCUAUCUAUCUAUCUAUCUAUCUAUCUAUCUCUUCUAUCUAUCUAUCUAUCUAUCUAUCUAUCUAUCUAUCUAUCUCAAUCUCUUCAGAUCUAUCUAUCUAUCUAUCUAAAAUCCUGCAGUUCAGUCCCUUUUAUUGCUACUUUACAAUUUUUUUUUAUUUAUUUCUUCCCCAACCUGUUUAUUAUUAUUAUUAUUAUUAUUAUUAUUAUUAUUAUUAUUAUUUGUCUUCUCCCUCUACUACUACUUCUUUUUCAUUUUCUUUUUCUUCUUCUUUCGCUUCUUCUUCUUCUUCUCUUCUUCUUCGCCCUCUUAUUCUUAUUCUUCUUCUUUCUCUUCUUCUCCCUCUUCUUCUUCUUCUUCUUCUUCUUCUAGGCACUGUGUUUUCUCAGGUUGUUUGUCAUCAUGGCUCUGCACAACUAAUUUUCCUCUUAUUAAAUUUUGUAUUUUUACUAUCUCUCCUGAUACCUGUUCUGUCUACUAUUUUUUCUUUUUUUUCUUCUUCUUUUGCUUCUUCUCCCUCUUCUUCUUCUUCUUCUUCUUCUUCCUCUUCUUUUCCCUCUUUUUCUUUUUCUUCUUUCACUUCUUCCCCUUCUUCUUCUUCUUUUGCUUCUUCGUAA
This is a messenger RNA of Acanthosepion pharaonis, 1518 nucleotides long. The record is from the annotation of a GenBank genome assembly. NCBI's taxonomy places the organism in Eukaryota, Metazoa, Mollusca, Cephalopoda, Sepiida, Sepiidae.